This is a messenger RNA of Rhinocladiella mackenziei CBS 650.93, 900 nucleotides long. RefSeq lists its product as uncharacterized. Lineage: Eukaryota; Fungi; Ascomycota; Eurotiomycetes; Chaetothyriales; Herpotrichiellaceae. The transcript has a single exon. The coding region runs from base 1 to 900 and encodes 299 amino acids. The record is from RefSeq and is a predicted model, not a curated record.
AUGACUGCAUCAUCGGCCCAGCGCGGCAAGCAGUGUCUGGUAGAGUUCCUUUCAGACGGACUUACUAUUCGAGGCGUGUUACGCUUACCAAACGGAGAUGGACCAUAUCCUAUCGUUAUUCUUGCCCAUGGACUCGGCGCACUCAAGGAGUGGACAAUUCCUGAGGUAGCCGAUGCUCUUGUCGAAGCCGGAAUUGCAGGACUGUGGUUUGAUUAUCGAAACUUCGGUGAUAGUGAAGGGGAACCACGAGAGGAAGUAGCUCAUUAUGGCCGGCUCGAAGACUGGCAAAGCGCGAUCAGUUACGCUACAAGCCUGCCUGAGAUCGACUCACAAAACAUUGGCAUUUGGGGUACAAGCUUAGGGGGAAGAGAUGUUCUAGCUGUGGCCGGUAUUGAUCGACGAGUCAAGGCUGUGUUAUCACAAACGCCACUCAUCAAGUGGAUUCCUUCGGCGGCCGCCCGGAUGGCCGGGUUCGGCGACGACCUUGAUCGAUUUCAGCGAGAGCUAGCCGAAGACCGCAAGAAUAGGGCCUUAGGAAAAGAGCCCCGCUAUAUCCCGUUCGUGAAAGAUUCUGGCGACGAUGCUAAAAGAGAAUAUCUCGAAACAUUGAGUGAAGCAGAGCUUCGGAACUACAAAGCACGCCUCACUCUGCAAAGCUAUCAACCAACGGUGCUGGCCGAUGUGACACCACUCAUAGAGCUGAUAGCUCCCAUUCCCCUUCGAUUCAUCAUUGCUGAGGAUGAUUUUCUACCUGGGCAACGGGAAGCUUACAACGCGGCCAAGGAUCCCAAGUCUCUUGUCACUAUCGGAGGUCAUCAUUUCUCCCCUUACACAACCUCGAAAAGAGAGGCCAUCGUAGCAGCCAAGGAGUGGUUUGUUAAAUACUUGACCAGCAAGUAG